This is a messenger RNA of Cajanus cajan (pigeon pea), 1113 nucleotides long. The record is from RefSeq and is a predicted model, not a curated record. NCBI's taxonomy places the organism in Eukaryota, Viridiplantae, Streptophyta, Magnoliopsida, Fabales, Fabaceae.
AUGGAUCCUUUACCAACCUCCUUACAGUUGGAGUCCAACAAGAAGAACAACAAGAAGGAGUCCCUAAAGUUCCUGAAGAAGAAGUUGGUCCUUUUAGUGAGGGGGAAGAUGAUGCAAGACUCCAACAAGACGAUGAACAAGAUCGUCUUGUACAACAAUCUCAGCACAGCGGCUUUUAUUACUAAAAGCCAAAAAUGGGAGCUUCGUAAGCUAUCAGAUGAACAUUCUUGCUCAUCACCUAUUAUUACACAAGAUCAUGUUAACCUUGGCUAUGUAUAUAUUAGCAAAAGUAUUCUUCCUUUGGUGGAGAGUGAUCCAUCCAUUUCUAUUCCAACAUUAAUAGCACACAUCAAAAAUGCUGAAGGGUACACAAUCUCAUACUGCAAAGCUUGGAUGGCAAAGCAAAAGGCAAUUGAAGACUUACAUGGCAACUGGGAACAAUCUUACCAUGAUUUACCCAAGUUGCUCAGUGCCAUGAGUGGAUUUCUUAAUGGAUUUGUUGUUGAGAAGCAAACAAGGCCACUAUACAACAAACAAGGUGAGAUGGUUCAUCAUUAUGUUCAAUUCCAUAGAGUAUUUUGGACAUUUAAACCUUGUAUUGAUGGGUUCAAAUAUUGCAAGCCCAUUGUUCAAGUUGAUGGCAAAUUCUUGUAUGGCAAAUACAAAGGAACUCUCCUUAUGGUCGUGGCUCAAGACGGUAACAACAAAAUCUUUCCAAUUGCCUUUGCAAUUAUUGAGGGUGAAACAGCAGAAGCAUGGUUUUUCUUUCUACAUUAUCUCAAAAGACAUGUUUGCCCUCAAGAUGGCCUUUGCUUAAUUUCGGACAGGCACGAGUCUAUCAAAAAUGCCUACGCUAGACAGGACAGUGGUUGGACACCUGAGAAUUCGGUGCGUGUGUUCUGUAUUUGCCAUAUAGCUCAAAACUUCACGAGGCAUUUCAAGAAUACAGAACGAAAAAAAUUAAUCAUCAAUAUGGCUUAUGGGAUGACUAAGCCAAGAUUCAAUUACUACUACAACAUGCUAAGGAGCGAACCAGAAACUGAAGGUGUAAUUGAAUGGCUCAACACCAUACCAAAAGAACAAUGGACUCUUGCAUGGGACGGUGGCCGAUGA